CUGUUGUUCUGGUGAAGGCUUGCGGAUCUGAGACGCGAUCUGCUAUGUGUCACAGCGAAGAAAGGCAGUAAAUAAAGGCGACGAGUCCGUCUGCGUGAAUAGAGAGAGCAAGAUGGUGAUCAUGGCUUCUUUUCUGUUUUCCUCUAAACGCGUGAAAGCGAUGGCCAUCCCCGCGAUCACGCCCAGGCUCUUUCUGUGGGCUUUUCUAAUCGCCCAUCUUCCUUUGAGCUCUGUCCAGCUGGAAAGUGAUGAUGAUGAAGUGACGAACAAAACGUGGGUUCUGACCCCCAAAGUGUUCGAGAGCGACGUCACACAUAUUUUGAACAGCUUACUGGAUGGCUACGAUAACAAGCUGCGGCCAGACAUCGGAGUCAAACCCACGGUGAUCCAGACUGAAAUGUUUGUCAACAGUAUUGGUCCAGUUAAUGCCAUCAACAUGGAGUACACGAUUGACAUCUUCUUCGCCCAGACGUGGUAUGACAGGCGGCUGAAGUUCAACAGCACCAUGAAGGUUCUGCGUCUCAACAGCAACAUGGUGGGAAAAAUCUGGAUCCCUGACACGUUUUUCCGUAACUCUAAGAAGGCAGAUGCCCACUGGAUCACCACACCCAAUCGCAUGCUUCGGAUAUGGAAUGACGGGCGUAUACUGUACACUUUAAGGUUGACCAUUGAUGCAGAGUGCCAGCUUAAACUGAAUAACUUUCCGAUGGAUGAACAUUCAUGUCCCCUGGAGUUCUCAAGCUAUGGUUACCCGAAGGAGGAGAUUGUAUACAAGUGGAAGCGCAACUCAGUGGAGAUUGGAGACAUCCGCUCCUGGCGUCUUUACCAGUUCUCCUUUGUUGGCCUGAGAAAUACCACAGAGGUUGUCAGGACUGUGUCAGGAGAUUAUGUGGUUCUGGCCGUCUUCUUUGACUUAAGCAGAAGGAUGGGUUAUUUCACCAUCCAGACAUAUAUCCCCUGUACCUUGAUCGUUGUUCUGUCCUGGGUUUCAUUCUGGAUCAACAAGGAUGCAGUGCCAGCCAGGACCUCUUUGGGAAUCACGACUGUGCUUACCAUGACCACUUUGAGUACCAUAGCUAGGAAGUCCUUACCCAAAGUGUCGUACGUCACAGCUAUGGACCUCUUCGUAUCGGUGUGCUUCAUCUUUGUUUUCGCCGCUCUGAUAGAGUACGGAACGCUCCACUACUUUGUGAGCAACCGCAAGCCCAGCAAAAACAAAGACAAGAAGAGGAAAAAUCCUCUCCUGCGGCUCUUUUCCUCAAAGCAGGCCCCCACUGUGGACAUUCGCCCACGCUCAGCGACGGCCAUCCAGAUGAACAACGCCAGCCACAUGCAGGAGCGAGACGAGGAGUACGGCUACGAGUGUCUGGAUGGGAAGGACUGCUCCAGCUUCUUCUGCUGCUUUGAGGACUGUCGCUCAGGAGCGUGGAGACAUGGCCGUUUGCACAUCCGUGUCACUAAGAUAGACUCUUACGCCCGCAUUUUCUUUCCUACUGCAUUUGGUCUAUUCAACGUAGUUUACUGGUUUUCCUAUCUCUAUCUUUAAUUCUUUGUUUUGUUUGUUUGUUUGUUUGUUUUUAAUAGGCUGGCCUUAUUUUAUGUUACAGAUUCCAGCAAGACCCUUUCUUGGAAACGUUAACCCACUGAAAACAUUGAAGGUGUAUUGUGUUGUUGUUUUUGUCGUCUGUUGUUGUUUUUUUUCGUUUAGUUUUUUUCUUAAAUCUCGUUUUAGGAUUUGUUUAUUUUUUUCGUGCAUUUACGUAAUAUGGGAAUUGUAAAAUUGUUUUCAAGAAAUCAUAUCUUGUGCAUAAAGCAAAAGCUGUAGCAAAAAAAAAAAAGAAAUAGAAAAGUCAGUGAAACCAGCGUCUGUAAGAUUAUUCCUGAAUUUUCCGGAAUCAUGGAGAGCGGAAAGACCUGAGUAUUGCAUGUCCCCUAAAGAGCAAUCACUAAAGAGAUUUUGGGAACCUGCUUCAAAUGCAUGGCUGUCAGGCCUAUAUGAGGAAAAAGCAAUCAAUCAAAUAUUAACAAAUGUGUCAGAGAAUUUAUUUGUAAAUGCUCUUAUCAUUUCUAAUUAUUUGUGCAUUCUAAAGCACAAAUGUACAAGUGUUUGCAAUUCAUGCCAUUUGUAACCCUGCAGUUUUUCAUGUGUUGGUCAUGGCUGGUGAAACAUAUGGUCACCUGUACAAAUGUUGUAAAUAGUUGUAUACUGUAUAAUGUAGUGAUAUACAUCAUUCUGCAUGCACCUUUUAGGCCAAAAAUAAGCAAAAGUCUUCUGUUGUCAUCAAUUUAUAAAUGGCAAAAAAAAGUGAGGAAAACUUAACUUGAACAGUUCAGGCUACAUUUUACCACAUUUCUUGCCACCACUGGAUGUCAGUCAUUUAUACAGUAAAUGCACAAUGAUAUUGUUACAUGUAUAAAUAAAUACUGUAUUCAAUUUUUUUUUCAUAAUUGUGGUUAUUGAUAUGAGUGUGGUAUGUACCCACAGAAUAAGUAGUAACCAGAAGUUAACUCAUCUUUCAGUUUUAACAAGUUGCUGGGGUGAGUAUUCUGAUACUACAUACUAGUCUACUAUAGUCAUAUUUUAUUAUUAGUGUCUUUAUUAUUUUAUUUUGUUAAAACUAAGAUGGUUUUGUUUACCAGCACCGUCUUAAGUUUUCCAGAAACAUGUAACAGAAUGUUGUCAAACAAAAUGUCUAUAUGCAUUUUUAUUUUUUGUUCAUGUAUUACUUUAUGUUGUUGUAAUAAACUGGGCUAAAAACGUA
Messenger RNA from Carassius carassius (crucian carp), 2762 nucleotides. RefSeq names its product gamma-aminobutyric acid receptor subunit gamma-2-like. NCBI's taxonomy places the organism in Eukaryota, Metazoa, Chordata, Actinopteri, Cypriniformes, Cyprinidae. Gene Ontology annotation, molecular function: GABA-A receptor activity; transmitter-gated monoatomic ion channel activity involved in regulation of postsynaptic membrane potential; inhibitory extracellular ligand-gated monoatomic ion channel activity. The coding region runs from base 113 to 1546 and encodes 477 amino acids. Gene Ontology annotation, cellular component: postsynapse; synapse; neuron projection. The record is from RefSeq and is a predicted model, not a curated record. Gene Ontology annotation, biological process: gamma-aminobutyric acid signaling pathway; chloride transport; synaptic transmission, GABAergic. The transcript is spliced from 10 exons.